Danaus chrysippus (African queen) is the source of this 420-nucleotide messenger RNA. The record is from the annotation of a GenBank genome assembly. Lineage: Eukaryota; Metazoa; Arthropoda; Insecta; Lepidoptera; Nymphalidae.
AUGCAAAACGACGCUGGUGAAUUCGUCGACUUGUACUGCCCGAGGAAGUGCUCGGCCAGCAAUCGUCUCAUCCACGCCAAGGACCAUGCAUCCGUACAGCUUGUUAUUGCCGAUGUGGACCCCGCUACCGGCCGUGCCACUGACUCAAGCAAGAUGUACGUCAUCUGCGGAGCCAUCAGACGUAUGGGAGAGUCCGAUGACUGUAUCGUCAGGCUCACCAAGAAAGAUGGCAUUCUAAUUAAAGUCAUCUCACCAAGUAAUCUGUCUACCCUCGUCCUCCGCACCCAGACUUGCCUCCCGGCGGCGGGCGGCAGAUGGUCUUCUUCUUACAGCCGAGGGCCGAGUCCACCACACACACCACCAGCCACACAACCCACCACCAGCUCCCGCCAACCAGCGACAACUAUACAUCAUAAAUGA